GGUCUAUUUCAUUCAUUUGUGUAUGUGGCAGCCGCGGGUGCAUAUUCGUCAUUUUUACAAAUAAAAAAAUACCUUAUUGAUUUAUUUUUCUUCAUGUAGAAAUUAAGUUGGAAUAACCCCGCGAUAUAAGACGGUCGUUCGUAAGUCUAUUUGGAUUAGUUAGAGCUGAAAAAAGACAACAACCAUGGCUCAAGUGUUGCCGAUACGCUUUCAGGAGCACUUACAGCUCACAAACAUUGGGAUAAACCCUGCCUCCAUUUCCUUCAACACUCUCACAAUGGAAUCUGACAAGUUCAUCUGUGUCCGUGAGAAGGUCGGGGAGACGUCUGAGGUGGUCAUCAUUGACAUGGCAGACCCCACCAACCCCAUCAGGAGGCCAAUUAGCGCAGAUUCUGCCAUCAUGAACCCAGCUAGCAAAGUCAUUGCUCUGAAGGGCAAAGCUGGAGUGGAGGCAGCGCAAAAGACCCUCCAAAUAUUCAACAUUGAGAUGAAAUCCAAGAUGAAGGCGCACACGAUGACCGAGGAUGUCGUCUUCUGGAAGUGGAUCUCGCCGAACACCCUCGCGCUGGUCACCAAGAUGUCCGUCUACCACUGGUCCAUGGAGGGCGACUCCACGCCGGUCAAGAUGUUCGACAGGCAUGCCUCGCUCACCGAGUGCCAAAUCAUCAACUAUAGGACCGAUCCAAAACAGCAAUGGUUACUGUUAGUUGGUAUUUCAGCGCAACAGAACCGUGUGGUGGGUGCUAUGCAGCUGUACUCUGUGGAGCGCAAGUGCUCGCAGCCCAUCGAAGGGCACGCCGCCUCCUUUGCGACCUUCAAGGCGGAGGGCAACGCUGAACCCUCCACGUUGUUCUGCUUCGCUGUGAGGACGGCCCAGGGUGGCAAGCUUCAUAUUAUUGAGGUGGGCCAAACGCCAGCAGGCAACCAGCCGUUCCCCAAGAAGGCAGUGGACGUGUUCUUCCCUGCAGAAGCGCAGAACGACUUCCCGGUGGCUAUGCAGGUGUCGCCCAAGUACGACGUCAUAUACCUCAUCACCAAGUACGGCUACAUACACAUGUAUGACAUCGAGACCGGCACCUGCAUAUACAUGAACCGUAUCUCCUCUGAUACCAUAUUCGUGACCGCCCCACAUGAGGCUACUGGGGGAAUUAUUGGUGUCAACCGCAAAGGGCAAGUGCUGUCGGUAACUGUGGAGGAGGACUCCAUAGUGCCGUACAUCAACACGGUGCUGCAGAACCCGGAGCUGGCGCUGCGCCUCGCCGUCCGGAACAACCUGGCCGGAGCCGAGGAGCUGUUCGUCAGGAAGUUCAACAUGCUCUUCACUAACGGCCAGUACGGGGAGGCGGCUAAGCCAUGGCCCCGCGCGGCAUCCUCCGCACGCCGCAGACCAUCCAGCGCUUCCAGCAGGUGCCCACGCAGCCGGGCCAGACCUCGCCGCUGCUGCAGUACUUCGGCAUACUGCUGGAUCAGGCGCAGCUCAACAAGUUCGAGUCGCUGGAGCUGUGCCGUCCGGUGCUUUUGCAGGGUCGUAAGCAACUCUUAGAGAAAUGGCUCAAAGAAGAGAAACUAGAGUGCUCCGAGGAACUGGGAGAUCUCGUCAAACAAGUGGACGCCUCGUUGGCUUUGUCGGUUUACUUGCGGGCGAACGUGGCGAGCAAAGUCAUACAGUGCUUUGCUGAGACUGGCCAGUUCUCGAAAAUUGUGCUUUAUGCUAAAAAGGUGGGAUACACGCCCGAUUAUAUCUUCCUAUUGCGGUCCGUGAUGCGCACUAAUCCUGAGCAAGGCGCCGGCUUCGCGGGCAUGCUGGUAGCAGAGGAUCCUCCCUUGGCCGACAUCCAGCAGAUUGUGGACGUGUUCAUGGAACAGAACAUGGUCCAGCAAUGCACUGCUUUCCUUUUGGACGCUCUGAAGAACAACCGACCCGAGGAAGGACCCUUACAAACAAGGUUGUUGGAAAUGAACCUGAUGUCGGCGCCUCAAGUGGCGGACGCUAUCCUCGGCAACGGCAUGUUCACGCACUACGACCGCGCGCACGUGGCGCAGCUCUGCGAGAAGGCGGGCCUGCUGCAGCGCGCGCUCGAGCAUUACACCGAUCUGUACGACAUCAAGCGUGCUGUGGUUCACACACACUUGUUAUCUGCAGACUGGCUCGUCAGUUACUUUGGUACACUGUCAGUGGAAGAUUCCCUCGAAUGCCUCAAAGCCAUGCUCCAGGCCAACAUUCGUCAGAACUUGCAGAUCUGUGUACAGAUUGCCACCAAGUACCAUGAACAACUUACCACCAAAGCACUGAUCGAACUGUUUGAGAGCUUCAAGACUUAUGAAGGCCUGUUCUAUUUCCUGGGAUCUAUUGUUAACUUCAGUCAGGAUUCGGAGGUCCAUUUCAAGUACAUUCAGGCCGCCUGCAAGACUGGUCAGAUCAAAGAGGUGGAGCGCAUAUGCCGCGAGUCAAACUGCUACAACGCCGAGCGAGUCAAGAACUUCCUGAAGGAGGCCAAGUUGCCCGACCAGCUGCCGCUCAUCAUAGUCUGCGACCGGUUCGACUUCGUGCACGACUUGGUGCUGUACCUGUAUAGGAACAGCUUGCAGAAGUACAUCGAGAUAUAUGUGCAAAAGGUGAACCCAUCCCGUCUACCUGUGGUGGUGGGAGGUCUCCUUGAUGUGGAUUGCGCGGAAGACAUCAUCAAGAACUUGAUACUGGUGGUGCGGGGACAGUUCUCCACCGAUGAGUUGGUUGCUGAAGUUGAGAAGAGAAACAGAUUGAAAUUGCUCCUGCCAUGGUUGGAGACCCGCGUUCACGAAGGCUGCAACGAACCAGCGACUCACAACGCCCUCGCCAAGAUAUAUAUCGAUUCCAAUAACAAUCCUGAGCGGUUCCUCAAAGAAAAUCAAUGGUACGACUCACGAGUAGUUGGUCGUUACUGCGAGAAGCGCGACCCGCACCUCGCGUGCGUGGCGUACGAGCGCGGGCAGUGCGACCGCGAGCUGAUCGCCGUGUGCAACGACAACUCGCUGUUCAAGACGCAGGCGCGCUACCUCGUGCGGCGCCGCGACCAGGACCUGUGGCUCGAGGUUCUGGCCGAGUCCAACCCCUUCAAGCGACAGCUCAUCGACCAGGUGGUUCAAACAGCACUCUCUGAAACUCAAGACCCUGAGGACAUUUCGGUGACAGUGAAAGCUUUCAUGACCGCCGACCUGCCCAACGAACUGAUUGAGUUGCUCGAGAAGAUUGUGCUCGACAAUUCCGUGUUCUCUGACCACAGGAAUCUCCAGAACUUGCUUAUUUUGACAGCUAUAAAGGCGGACCGCACCCGUGUGAUGGAGUACAUCAACCGGCUGGACAACUACGACGCGCCCGACAUCGCCAACAUCGCCAUCAACAACGAACUGUACGAGGAGGCCUUUGCUAUCUUCAAGAAGUUUGAUGUCAACACUUCUGCUAUACAAGUUCUGAUUGACCAAGUGAAUGACCUGAAACGCGCGUACGAGUUUGCCGAACGCUGCAACGAGCCCGGCGUGUGGUCGCAGCUGGCCAAGGCACAGCUCCAACAAGGCCUGGUGAAGGAGGCCAUAGACUCCUACAUUAAGGCUGACGAUCCCUCUGCGUAUCUGGACGUGGUCGCUACAGCGUCCAAACAGCAGUCUUGGGAUGACCUCGUGCGGUACUUACAGAUGGCACGGAAGAAAGCACGCGAAUCCUACAUCGAAUCAGAACUCAUCUACGCAUACGCUCGCACCGGCCGACUGGCCGAUCUGGAGGAGUUCAUCUCGGGCCCCAACCAUGCAGACAUUCAGAAAAUCGGUGACCGGUGCUUCGAGGACAAAAUGUACAAUGCGGCAAAGUUGCUAUACAAUAAUGUUAGUAACUUCGCGCGUCUGGCUAUCACAUUGGUGUAUUUGAAAGAAUUUCAAGGUGCGGUGGACAGCGCCCGCAAGGCGAACUCGACGCGCACGUGGAAGGAGGUGUGCUUCGCGUGCGUGGACGCGGGCGAGUUCCGCCUGGCGCAGAUGUGCGGCCUGCACAUCGUGGUGCACGCCGACGAGCUCGAGGACCUCAUCAACUACUACCAGGACCGAGGCCACUUCGAUGAACUCAUCAGCCUGUUGGAAGCCGCCCUGGGCUUGGAGAGGGCUCACAUGGGCAUGUUCACAGAGCUAGCCAUCCUCUACUCCAAAUACAAGCCUGCCAAGAUGCGCGAACACUUGGAACUUUUCUGGUCGCGUGUCAAUAUACCAAAGGUUCUACGUGCGGCAGAACACGCUCACUUGUGGUCGGAGCUCGUGUUCUUGUACGACAAAUAUGAGGAAUACGACAACGCAGCUCUCACUAUGAUGCAGCAUCCCACCGAGGCGUGGCGAGAGGGGCACUUUAAAGAUAUCAUUACUAAGGUUGCUAACAUGGAGCUAUAUUACAAAGCGAUUCAAUUCUACCUCGACUACAAGCCUCUUCUAUUGAAUGACCUCUUACUCGUACUGGCACCUCGGAUGGACCACACCAGAGCUGUCGGUUUCUUCACCAAAGCUGGUCACCUCCAACUCGUGAAGGCCUACCUGAGGUCCGUGCAAAGUCUCAACAACAAAGCUGUGAAUGAAGCCCUCAACUCACUGCUCAUAGAUGAAGAGGACUACCAGGGCCUACGAACGUCGAUAGACGCUUUCGAUAACUUCGACACAAUUGCGCUUGCGCAACAAUUAGAAAAACACGAACUUACAGAAUUUAGGAGAAUCGCCGCCUACUUGUACAAAGGCAACAACCGGUGGAAACAGAGCGUGGAGCUGUGCAAGAAGGACGCUCUGUACGCGGACGCGAUGGAGUACGCGUCCGAGUCGCGCCAGCCGGAGGUCGCCGAGGAGCUGCUCGACUGGUUCCUCGAGAGGAACAACUACGAGUGCUUCUCCGCCUGCCUUUAUCAGUGUUAUGAUUUGCUGAAACCAGAUGUAGUAAUUGAGUUAGCGUGGAGGCACAAUAUAAUGGACUUUGCCAUGCCGUUCCUUAUUCAGACUGUUCGGGAGUUGACAACGAAAGUGGAGAAAUUAGAGGAAGCCGACGCGAAGCGCAGCACGGAGAGCGCGGAGCAGGAAGCCAAGCCCGCCAUGAUCAUGGAGCCGCAGCUCAUGCUCACAGCCGGCCCCUCGAUGCAGUACCCCGGCGUGGCGGCGCAGGCGUCGUCCCCUUACGCGUACGCGGCGCAGGCCCCGUCGCCGGCGCCCUACCACGGCUACGGCAUGUAGGGCUCCGCCGCCCCGCGCUGGCGGGCCGCGGCCACUUACAACAACUUCUGAGCGUGACACUAACUGACUGUACCGACACCCCGUGUACGAUGACCCACCGUUACAUGUCUGUAGCAAGAAUUGAUAUCCUGUGUAUCUCCUAUAUUUUAAUUAUUUAACACGUUCACUGCGGCACGAGGUCAAUUGACCUCAAUUUUAUGGAGGUUUAUUGACCUCUUAACUUUUGAAUACGCAAAAAAGGAUUUUUGCGUAUUCAAGAGUUAAGAGGUCAAUAAACCUCCACACCACAGAAAGUUUCAGUACGAGGUCAAAAAACCUCGUACCGCAACAGGGGAAAGUACAGCAAACGUGUUAAGCCAUUAAAAUCUAAAUUUUAUAAUAUUCAUUGCAUGUUAUAAAUUAUAGUUCAUCCCACUGUAAGGUAAAGUUCUAUCCAUAGUCGAUCGGGUUCAGUAUGUACCUUCGAAGAUAAUUAGGUUUGUCUUUCCAUAUGGUAAUGGGCCUGGCUCUUUUUCUUUUUGCAUCCCUUGGGCACCACAAUGUUGUUAUACAACUCCAAUUGUCAUUUGGUCUCUCUUCUUGUUAUAUGUCCUGCCCAGUUCCAUUGUGUGUAUAUCCUAUGUACCAUACACUAUUUAUAAAGGCUAUCUAUGAAUUACUACAGGGAAAGCUUGUGGAAACCUUCACUGCGGUAGUAACUAAACAGUAGAGCGGUCAGACACAUUCAGUUUUACACACCAACGCGUUUGUCAAAUCGCUCGCUUCAUGCAAAGAAUAACUAUGUGAAAUAAAAUUCAUUUAAUUGUUAUAAUGCUUCUGUUAAUAGUUAAUAAAAAUUGUUAUCAUAUAAAUUAUCUUACAAAACGAUAUAAUAUACUCAGAGGCACAAUUAUCCGCCCACUUUAAUAUACUCGCGUCAUAUUAAAGUGGGCGGAUAAUUGUGCCUCUGAGUAUAUAACUAAUAUUCAAUUUGAGUAGACUUCAAAAUGGCUGUGACGUUGUAUUAACCGUCGUAGUUAAUGUUGCACAAUAAAAUCUUGGCAUUUUCGAUCAAGUAGAAAAUAAACUUACAAAAUAGACUUAUUUUUUGUUUUUAUAAAAAAACGGGUUUUAUUUAUUAAGUCGUAUGGCCUAAUCGAGAUAUUUUUGUUUUUCAAAACUGUGGACUUUAUCGAAAAUGUUGAGAAAUUACCAAUGGAUGGGUCUUCCGAUAAAAACGGGCAGUGUCGGUCUGUACGAAACAUAUUUAAAAUUUCUAAAGCUCUCAAUCAUACAUAUAAACCAUUCAAUGUAGAGAGUUAUAUAUAAUAAGUAUUUAAAUGUUGUUAUUUGUAGGGAUUCAAUCGCCUUCAAUGUUUAUAGGCUGCUAAACUAAAAGUUGUUUACUAAAAAAAAAAAGUAAUCUACAUAGAAAGUUAUGUAGUCAAAUUGUUACUAACAUUUUACCCAUUAGCAAGUAGAUUGAAUCUCUAUAACAAAUGGCUUUUCAUUACAUUUCGUGUUCAUGCUCCAUUAUUUAUUUAUUGAAUGAUAUAAAAACAUUCUAUAAAUCUUAAUGUUAAGUUUUAAGAGUCAAUCUUAUUAGAGAAAUGUCUAUUCAAAUUCCUACCUGUUAUGGUUACCACUUACGAUCGAGUGGACCAUAUAUUUAUAUGCUUCUUCAGUUGUUAGUUGACUGAAUAAGUAUAGUAUUAAAUUAUACUUAAUGGAGGCAAACGAUUUUAAAGUAUAUGCAGUUAUUUUAAUUUUGGUCUCGAGGCCCCACACGAAAUGAUGAAUGUUAUUUAUACAAAUAAACAAAUGUAUUAACAAAUAGCAAGUUUUUGGUUAUUCGAUACAUGAGCAUCUUGUAAAACAAAAAAAAAUCUAUUCAUCAGAGCUUAGAUAUGCCACUAGGUAUAUAGAUAUCUCGUGUAUAUACAUAGUGAUUGUUUAUCGCGACUACCACGUCCGGUUAAUUAUUAUAGCUAUUAAAAUUAUAGCACACAUAAAGUUAUUCUAAAUUAUGAGCAAAGUAUUGUAUUUAAUUGGAAAUUUAAAUUCUGAUAUUGUUCAAUAGUUGAUAUAAUUUAUUGAAAUAUAAAAAAAAUAAUAUUUGUUCAUAUAUUUUAUAUUGAAUUCGUAAGACCAGUGCUUACUAAGGCUUUGUAGAUUUUUCAUUAGUGCAAUAAUAAAUUUAUUUUGGCAUUAUUUAACAUACAGUGAGAUGUUGUUACCUCGAGAGUCGAAUUUUGGAACCAGAUGAUAUGAUAGACAUAAUUUGAUUUCAUAAUUAUUUAUUAAAAAUAAAUAUAGUGUACCUAUAUUAAAAUAAUCUAUAACUUUGGUCGAUCGUGAUUUUAACAAUAGAAUAAAAUUUCGGCCAAUGGCGUUGGAGUUGUUUUAGUUCCAUAGAUAGUGGUAUUUCCGGUUGCGCCGCCAUUGGUUGAAUUUUGUCUAUUUCUCUUCAGGAAAUUAUAUUAGGACGCAUGGUAGCACCACAUGAGGUAGCAUUAUUUCACUGGAAACAUUCAUAGAAAGGACACAUCGAGAUUAAACACAGUAUCUUAAUAUUUCAAAAUGAAUAUUGUUAUAUGUAUAUAAUGCUUUCAAAGUAGAUGUCGAUAAGAAAAGUGAAAUUGAGGAAGCAAUACUUCCGAUAAAUGGAAAGCUAACAGUAAUAAGAUCAUUGGUAGGUAUGAUUAUUAUAGGUAUGAUUAGUUUUAGUUUAGGCGGAUAGCGUUACGAUGUUAUUAUUUUGGAUUUAGUUGCGAGCGUGUGGGAAGUUUGUAUCUGUCACGCGUGUUGCUUGCGUAGCGUCAUUUGUCACACCUUGGUAUGCCUUCACUAGAUAAUACAUAAUAGUACGAGAGCCGGCACAAGAAAUAUAUACCCUCAUCUGUUAUUUAUUUAGGAUGAAAAAUAAGCGAUAGAAAAUAUACACAUUGACACAUUACACAUAGGUUGCAUAGUUAAAUUGCGGCCGGAUAGUACUAGAUAAGUAUUUAUUUAUUUAAUGUCCUUCACUCAUUGGGUAAUUUAAAAAAUCGUACACUAGUUAAUAGAUAUGCCCAAAAUAACUUAACUGAAAAAGUAAAGAUUGCUUGCUUUCACACUGCAACCGUGGGGUUGCCAGAUAUAAGGGGUUGAGUAAUAUUAUUUAAAUACACUCAUCAGUUAUUCAGUCAUCGAAUAUGUCAAAUGAAAGCUGAUUUUAUCUGCUUAAUUUUAUUGUAUUAGGUCGCCAUUGAUAUUCUUCUCAUUCUUCUCUGUUCAUUUUUGGUUUCCUAGAUUUUGUAUGAAAAAAUGUAUUCGGCCGCAACUUUACUGGGCAACCUAUCUACAAUGUGUCACUUAUUUCUUAUCAGUAAUGAACAACAAAUGAGGGUAUAUAUUUCUAAUGCCGGAUCUUAGACCGUAAGAUUUAUUACUUAUAGUUGAAACGGAGCGGCCCUCUGAAGCGUUUUGUUAUUACUUACCUGUCUAUCAACAGUUUUUUUUUUAUAGAGAUUAACAUAGUUUUUUUUUUACAUUUUACAUUGACUUCAGAUAUGCUGUUGUAAUUAUUGUAACCUCCACUUGCUGUUAUAUUCUAACAAAUUGGUUGGAGUAUAAUUAAAUAUUGUCAAAUAAGUGUUAAAAGUAUUCAUUUAAAUCAUUCCUGUCACUAACAUUACUGUUUAUUUUUCUUAUUAAUGAAUUGUUAAGCAGUUUCAGUAAUUACUACACUAUGUACCUAAUUUCGAAGCUUUAGAGCUCUACGAACUUCUGAUUGUAAAUGUUGCUAAUUCUCAUGUUUUCAAGAAAUAUUUACAUGACUAAUAAGAAGUAAAUACUGUAACAGUUGACAGUUAUAUAGUAAAAGAGAAAAUUAAUUCAUCAAUUAUUAUUUAAUACAUUAUUAGUAUUGUAUUUAUUCCUGUAUGAUACUAUUUUCCCGGAAUUUUACUAUAGUAAGAUUAUAUUAUAUUAAUAAAUUAAA
Molecule: messenger RNA, 9193 nt
Organism: Bicyclus anynana (squinting bush brown)
Lineage: Eukaryota; Metazoa; Arthropoda; Insecta; Lepidoptera; Nymphalidae
Gene: Chc
Product: clathrin heavy chain
Biological process (GO): receptor-mediated endocytosis; intracellular protein transport
Cellular component (GO): cell cortex; clathrin-coated endocytic vesicle; clathrin complex
Molecular function (GO): clathrin light chain binding; structural molecule activity
Source: RefSeq, a predicted model, not a curated record